This is a messenger RNA of Sorex fumeus (smoky shrew), 2711 nucleotides long. It is a transcript of the gene NCLN, whose product is annotated as nicalin. Gene Ontology annotation, biological process: regulation of signal transduction. Gene Ontology annotation, cellular component: endoplasmic reticulum membrane. The transcript has 15 exons. Bases 105 to 1793 code for a protein of 562 amino acids. The record is from RefSeq and is a predicted model, not a curated record. Lineage: Eukaryota; Metazoa; Chordata; Mammalia; Eulipotyphla; Soricidae.
GGCGCCAACCCAUGCCGAGGUGAGUCCGCGGGAUCUGCCGCUGCUACCCCGUCCGCUCCCGGUCGCCGCCGCUGCCGCCUCGCGCGGCCCCGCCGCCAGCCAGGAUGCUUGAGGAAGCGGGCGAGGUGCUGGAGAACAUGCUGAAGGCGUCGUGCCUGCCGCUCGGCUUCAUCGUCUUCCUGCCCGCCGUGCUGCUGCUGGUGGCGCCGCCGCUGCCGGCCGCCGAAGCGGCGCACGAGUUCACGGUCUACCGCAUGCAGCAGUACGACCUGCAGGGCCAGCCGUACGGCACCCGGAACGCCGUGCUGAACACGGAGGCGCGCACGGUGGACGCGGACGUGCUGAGCCGGCGCUGCGUGCUCAUGCGGCUGCUCGACUUCUCCUACGAGCGCUACCAGCGCGCGCUGCGCCAGUCGGCCGGGGCCGUGGUCAUCAUCCUGCCGCGCGCCAUGGCCGCCGUGCCCCAGGACGUGAUCCGCCAAUUCAUGGAGAUCGAGCCUGAGAUGCUGGCCAUGGAGACCCUGGUGCCCGUGUACUUCGCGGUGGAGGACGACGCCCUGCUGUCCAUCUACGAGCAGACGCAGGCCGCCUCUGCCUCGCAGGGCUCCGCCUCGGCCGCUGAAGUACUGCUGCACACUGCCACUGCCAAUGGUUUCCAGAUGGUCAGCAGCGGCGUCCAGAGUAAGGCCGUGAGCGACUGGCUGAUCACCAGCGUGGAGGGCCGGCUGACGGGGCUGGGCGGAGAGGACCUUCCCACCAUCGUCAUCGUGGCCCACUAUGAUGCCUUUGGGGUGGCUCCUUGGCUGUCACUGGGCGCCGAUUCCAACGGGAGCGGCAUGUCGGUGUUGCUGGAGCUGGCGCGGCUCUUCUCGCGCCUCUACACCUACAAGCGCACGCACGCCGCGUACAACCUCUUGUUCUUCGCGUCCGGAGGGGGCAAGUUUAACUACCAGGGCACCAAGCGCUGGUUGGAGGAUAACCUGGACCACACGGAUUCCAGCCUACUCCAGGACAACGUGGCCUUUGUCCUCUGCUUGGACACCCUGGGCCGCGGGGACGGUCUGCACCUGCACGUGUCCAAGCCGCCGCGGGAGGGUACGCUGCAGCAUGCCUUCCUGCGGGAGCUGGAGCAGGUGGCUGCCCACCAGUUCCCCGAGGUACGCUUCUCCAUGGUGCACAAGAAGAUCAACUUGGCCGAGGACAUGCUGGCCUGGGAGCACGAGCGCUUUGCCAUUCGCCGGCUGCCGGCCUUCACGCUGUCCCACCUGGAGAGCCACCGCGACGGCCAGCGCAGCAGCAUCAUGGACGUGCGGUCCCGGGUGGAUUCGAAGAUCCUAACCCGCAACACGCGGCUCAUUGCCGAGGCCCUCACCCGGGUCAUCUACAACCUCACUGAGAAGGGGACACCCCCAGACAUGCCGGUCUUCACAGAGCAGAUGGUACAACAGGAGCAGCUGGACUCGGUGAUGGACUGGCUGACACAGCAGCCGCGGGCAGCACAGCUGGUGGACAAGGACAGCACGUUCCUGAGCACCCUGGAGCACCACCUGGGCCGCUACCUCAAGGAGGUCCGGCAGCACCACAUCAAGGCGGACAAGCGGGAUCCCGAGUUUGUCUUCUACGAUCAGCUGAAGCAGGUGAUGAACGCCUACAGGGUCAAGCCGGCCAUCUUUGACUUGCUGCUGGCGGUGUGCAUCGGAGCCUACCUGGGCAUGGCUUACACCGCAGUACAGCACUUCCAUCUCCUGUAUAAGACAGUACAGAGGCUGCUCCUGAAGGCCAAGACACAGUGAGCGAGACGUGGGCGCGUCGAGUCCCAAGGCUUCUGUGCCCCCCAGGAUCCGGGGCCUCUUCCUGCCUGGCUUUUGGAAAUGCAGCCACUGAGGAUGCGAAGCUUUGGCUGGGGGCCCCUGGGGCCAGACUCGGACUUGGAAAUAAGCCCUGUGAGGGGCCUCGGGAUAGCUCACCGGGUGCUCUGCACGCGGAAGGCUAGAUCCCUUGUCCCCCAUCCUAGGACAUCUGGAGCUUGGGGCCCCCUUACCCCAGCUGCCCUGCGGGGGCCACUCCCUGAGGCCCCAGCUCCUCUGUCCAAAGCCCCUAUCCUCCCCCAUGCACCUAAGACCACGGAGCCCCUCAGUGGCCCCCCCCCGGAACCCCUGGAUGUUGGCACCCUGAGCUCAGCCCUUUUACCUCUACUCCCCAGGGCAUCCCUCUGGCUCCUUGGAGCCCUUCACCGCCACCCAGGGCUCAGGCAGCCCCUCUGCAAAGCUUCUCGCACAAGCAUCCCAGUCUCAGUUCCCUGGUGUGGUCGGGGGGUCACAGGGCAGGACUGACCUCAGGGAGACCUUGCGUGUCAUUAAUGAGCAAUAGAAGCAGCGGAGUGCUGAGGGGGUGGGAAAGGGGGGGCUGCCAGGACAAACCCGCUCACUGCUGUCCCCGCCUCCACCCCAGAGCCGCAAACCGGUAGAGUCUGGCCCUACCCCCCCCCUGCCCCCCACUGCCUUUGCUGAGCCAUCCCCGCCCAUGAGCUCCACGUGGGGGGGCCCUACUGGCCCCCAGACUCUUGCUACCGGCCUCUUCCCUCUUGCUCUCUCCCCGGCUCCCCCAGAGACUGUUUGCUGGGUGCCAGCCACCCUGGGAGUUCAGGCUCGGGGCCCCUACCGGAGCUUCGGGGCUGGUCCAUCUCCGGGCAUGCAGGGCGGCGGACGAUG